GCGUCGGGUGACAGACCCGGCCUCGCGGGGAGGCCCGAGCCGGCGGGUGCCCCGGCCCCGCACCGCGCCGGCUGUUCAUGAAGCAUGUCGGCCACCAGCGUGGACCCCCAGAGAACAAAAGGGCAAGAUAAUAAAGUACAAAAUGGUUCUUUGCAUCAGAAGGAUACAGUUCAUGACAAUGACUUUGAGCCCUAUCUUUCUGGACAGUCAAACCAGAGUAACAGUUACCCCUCCAUGGCCGACCCCUACCUGUCCAGCUAUUACCCACCAUCCAUCGGAUUUCCCUAUUCCCUCAAUGAGGCGCCAUGGUCUACCGGAGGGGAUCCUCCAAUCCCAUACCUCACCACCUACGGACAGCUCAGUAACGGAGACCAUCAUUUUAUGCACGAUGCUGUUUUCGGGCAGCCUGGGGGCCUGGGGAACAACAUCUAUCAGCACAGGUUUAAUUUUUUCCCCGAAAACCCCGCCUUCUCAGCCUGGGGGGCGAGUGGGUCUCAGGGGCAGCAGGCUCAGAGUUCAGCUUAUGGGAACAGCUACACCUACCCGCCGAGCUCCCUGGGCGGCACGAUCGUGGAUGGACAGACGGGCUUUCACAGCGACACCCUCAACAAGGCCCCUGGAAUGAAUAGCCUGGAGCAGGGCAUGGUGGGCCUGAAGAUCGGGGAUGUCACCACCUCUGCAGUCAAGACGGUGGGGUCAGUCGUCAGCAGCGUGGCGAUGACGGGCAUCCUUUCCGGCAGCGGCGGGACGAACGUGACCAUGCCGGUGUCGAAGCCCACCUCGUGGGCGGCCAUUGCCAGCAAGCCUGCCAAACUGCAGCCGAAGAUGAAGGCGAAGGGCGGGCCUGCCAUCGGGGGUGCGCUGCCCCCUCCGCCCAUAAAGCAUAACAUGGACAUCGGCACCUGGGACAACAAGGCGCCCGUGCCCAAGGCCCCGGCUCCCCAGCCCCAGCCGGCCCCCCAGGCGGCCCCCCAGCCCCAGCCGGCCGUGCAGCCCCUUCCCACCCAGCCUCCCCCUCCGGCCCCACCACAGCAUCCGGGCCCCCAGCAGCCGCCCCAGACCCGCUGGGUCGCCCCUCGCAACAGAAGCACGGCGUUCGGGCAGAGCGGGGGGACAAGCGGCGACAGUAACUCUCCCGGGAGCGCCCAGCCCAGCGCCGCCCCGAGCCCGGAGUCCCACCCCGUCCUAGAAAAACUGAAAGCCGCCCACAGCUACAACCCCAAGGAGUUUGACUGGAACCUGAAGAGCGGGCGCGUGUUCAUCAUCAAGAGCUACUCGGAGGAUGACGUGCAUCGCUCCAUCAAGUACUCCCUCUGGUGCAGCACGGAGCACGGCAACCGCCGCCUGGACAGCGCCUUCCGCGCCCUCGGCAGCAAGGGGCCUGUCUACCUGCUCUUCAGCGUCAACGGCAGCGGCCACUUCUGCGGGGUGGCUGAGAUGACGUCUCCCGUGGACUACGGCACCAGCGCCGGCGUCUGGUCCCAGGACAAGUGGAAGGGCAAGUUCGACGUGAGGUGGGUCUUCGUCAAGGACGUGCCCAACAGCCAGCUGCGGCACAUCCGGCUGGAGAACAACGACAACAAGCCAGUCACCAACUCCCGUGACACCCAGGAGGUGCCCCUGGAGAAGGCGAGGCAAGUGCUGAAGAUCAUCGCCUCGUACAAGCACAGCACCUCCAUCUUCGACGACUUCUCGCACUACGAGAAGCGCCAGGAGGAGGAGGAGGGGGUGCGCAAGGAACGGCAGAAUCGAAACAAGCAGUGA
Molecule: messenger RNA, 1764 nt
Organism: Lipotes vexillifer (Yangtze River dolphin)
Lineage: Eukaryota; Metazoa; Chordata; Mammalia; Artiodactyla; Lipotidae
Gene: YTHDF1
Product: YTH N6-methyladenosine RNA binding protein F1
Exons: 5
Coding region: 85-1764 (559 amino acids)
Biological process (GO): mRNA destabilization
Cellular component (GO): cytoplasm
Molecular function (GO): mRNA binding; N6-methyladenosine-containing RNA reader activity
Source: RefSeq, a predicted model, not a curated record